This is a messenger RNA of Ilex paraguariensis (yerba mate), 774 nucleotides long. The record is from the annotation of a GenBank genome assembly. NCBI's taxonomy places the organism in Eukaryota, Viridiplantae, Streptophyta, Magnoliopsida, Aquifoliales, Aquifoliaceae.
AUGGCCAUCGUCGACCACCACCACAACCACAGGUCUCACUUUGAAGGGAAGCUCUGGAGGCUCUGUCCAUUCUGGCAAUCAGGAACUGCUUCUUCGUCAUCUUCUUCAACUCAGAACCUCAAUUCUCAGAACCAGCAAAACGGUGCUGUAUCGAACACUCGCCCUCCGAAUACUGUUUCAUCUGUCGCGAGAUCGCUCCUUCCGGCCAGGCGUAGACUCCGGCUUGAUCCAGCUAACAAUCUGUAUUUUCCUUAUGAACCGGGCAAACAGGUCAGGAGUGCUGUUAAAAUCAAGAAUACUAGCAGGUCUCAUGUGGCUUUCAAGUUUCAAACUACUGCACCAAAGAGUUGUUACAUGCGACCACCUGGUGGUAUCCUAGCUCCUGGAGAAAGCCUUAUUGCUACUGUUUGUGGAGCAGCCAGAGAACAUGAGAAACAAUUAGAUCAGAAAAGCAAGGUUAAGUUCAAGAUCAUGAGUCUAAAGGUGAAAUCAGGAACAGAUUAUGUACCGGAGUUGUUUGAUGAGCAAAAGGAUCAAGUAAUUGUUGAACGUAUUUUGCGUGUUGUGUUUUUGGAUGCAGAGCGCCCUACUUCUGCACUUGAAAAACUAAAGCGUCAGUUGGCUGAAGCUGAAGCUGCAGUAGAAUCACGCAAGAAACCUCCAGCUGAUACUGGUCCUCGAGGAGUUGGUGAAGGUUUUGUCAUAGAUGAAUGGAAAGAACGAAGGGAGAAAUAUCUUGCACAGCAACAGGUCGCAGCCGUUGACUCUCUGUAA